This is a messenger RNA of Capsella rubella, 333 nucleotides long. RefSeq names its product root meristem growth factor 2. Bases 1 to 333 code for a protein of 110 amino acids. The record is from RefSeq and is a predicted model, not a curated record. NCBI's taxonomy places the organism in Eukaryota, Viridiplantae, Streptophyta, Magnoliopsida, Brassicales, Brassicaceae. Gene Ontology annotation, biological process: positive regulation of gene expression; regulation of root meristem growth; cell differentiation. Gene Ontology annotation, molecular function: growth factor activity. The transcript is spliced from 3 exons.
AUGACCAAUAUCACUUCGAGAUUUUUUUGUUUGUUGAUACUUCUUUUGUUUUGCCUCUCCUUUGGAUAUUCUCUUCAUGGAAAUAAGGAUGAAGUGUCAAGAGUUGACGACGUUUCAAAUGCAAAGGUUAUGAAGCAUCUUGAUGAUGAUGGUGAUGCAACGAAGAAGGUGCAAAUACGAGGAAGAAGUGGAGACGAGUUUCGUAAGGAAACAACAAGGAUGACGAUGAAGAAGCCAACAAAGAAAGAGACAACUGUUGAGGAAGAAGAUGAUCUCGUUGCGUACACUGCUGAUUACUGGAAACCAAGACACCAUCCUCCCAAGAACAACUGA